AGUUAACAGAAGAGAAGCUAACAGUUGUACCGAUAAAAUUUUUUUAAUAUUCAGUUUUUAUAAUUAUGUCAGCAAAUAAGGUAAUGGCAGUUUAUUAUUUGUAAAUUUCUAAGAAUAUAUUUGAAGUUACAGUAAAAGAACAGAUAAUAUUAUAACGUAGAUUUGUAAUAAUCUUGUAAUACGAAUAAAAUACUAGUCAUCCAACAACAUGGCUGACAACGUUCCGGUAAAUAGUACAAGUGGAAAAGCUAAAGAACCAAAUCAAGACGGGGAUAAGGAGGAACAGAGUCUUUCAUCCAAACCCAAAAUGAAAAUAUUUGUUAAAACCCCGAAGGAAACAGAAUCAUUUGUCGUUGAUGAAGACUGCACAAUACAAAAGUUGAAAGAAAUGAUACAGAAGAAAUUUAAUGCAGAAUUGAGUCAGUUGUGCCUAAUUUUUGCUGGAAAAAUUAUGAAAGAUAAUGAAACAUUGACUCAGCUUGGAAUCAAAGAUGGCUUCACAAUUCAUUUGGUAAUAAGAGGUGCUCAAAGGCCUGCCAGUACUGCUACAACAACAGAAAAUACUAAUACUCCACCUGCAGAUCCAUAUGGAACUUUUUCCAGAUUCAAUAUGCCAAACCUUGGAAGCCUUGGAAACCUUGGAAACCUUGGAAGUCUUGGAAACCUUGGAAGUCUUGGAAACCUCGGAGGCCUUGGAAGUUUUGGAGGUACAGACGGCCUAGCAGACUUUAGUCGUAUGAACAGACUUCCAAGUAUGGCAAGCAUACAGAAUGAAAUUCUUCAAAAUCCGGAAACAUUGAGAAAUAUUCUAGAUAAUCCUGUUGUACAAGGAUUUCUUAAUGAUCCAGAACACAUGAGAAAUUUGAUGACUAGAAGUCCUCAGAUGCAAGAACUAAUGGAAAGAAAUCCCGAAAUUAGCCAUAUGCUAAAUAAUCCUGACCUGUUAAGACAAACAAUGGAAUUGGCUAGGAAUCCAUCUAUGUUGCAGGAAUUGAUGAGAACUCAUGAUAGAGCUAUUAGUAAUUUAGAAAGUAUUCCUGGAGGUUAUAAUGCUCUACAAAGAAUGUAUCGUGAUAUUCAAGAGCCAAUGCUAUCAGCUACUACAGAACAAUUUAUUAGAAACCCAUUUACUGGAUUAGUAGAUAAUACAUCAACAAGUAAUCCUCAACAAGGUCGUGAAAACACAGAGCCAUUACCCAAUCCAUGGUCACCAUCUCAACCGGCAUCUGGAAACAGAACAACACCCGCUAAUAAUGAUACAAAUCCGUUGGGAGUACCAUCAAUGGCAAGUUUUUUUCAUAACCUUGCAACUGUCAUGGAAGGCGGUAAUCUAGAUGAUCCUGAAAUGCAAUCUUUUCUUAAUAUGUUUGUAGAAGAUCCUGAGUUUUUAGACUCUGUGCUGCCUAGAAAUCCGUACAAUCCUUCCGGAAAUACCCCAUCAGACUUGGGGAACUUAUUGCAAAAUCCGGAUUUGGUUAAUUUACCGUCAAAUCCUGAAGCUGUAAAUGCAUUUAAUCAGAUUCGAGAGGGCAUGGAACUACUUCGUCAAACAGCACCAAAUUUUUUGAAUGCACUUAAUAUUCCAGCAGGAUUUAGACCACCAGCAACAACCACUAACAGCGACAACAGUACUACCAAUACAACCAGCACUGUUAAUAGCACUACUACUGGAACUACCACAACUACAACUUCUUCUAGUGGACGCACUAAUUUACCAGCUACAAAUACUACUGGUUCUCAACCAUUUAAUGUAGAGCUAUUUGCUCGUAUGAUGCAAGGCAUGAACCAAGCGCCUCCAGAAGAGAGAUACCAGGCUCAAUUAGAACAACUCAGGGCAAUGGGUUUUAUGAAUAGAGAAGCAAAUUUGCAGGCAUUAAUUGCUACAUUUGGAGAUGUAAAUGCUGCUGUAGAGCGAUUACUUGCACUGGGGCAGCUCUCUAUGAGUUAACCUUGUAAAGAAUAGAUUCCCAAAAAUAUGUUCCCUCUAUGUUUUAUUUAAUAGUUUAUCCUUGUUUUAAAAUAUAAUUAGAUGGUUUAAUG
This is a messenger RNA of Diabrotica balteata, 2040 nucleotides long. The record is from the annotation of a GenBank genome assembly. Lineage: Eukaryota; Metazoa; Arthropoda; Insecta; Coleoptera; Chrysomelidae.